Nerophis lumbriciformis (worm pipefish) is the source of this 1641-nucleotide messenger RNA. The record is from RefSeq and is a predicted model, not a curated record. Lineage: Eukaryota; Metazoa; Chordata; Actinopteri; Syngnathiformes; Syngnathidae.
AUGGACGUAGUGGGAGCGGAGCGACGCAGGCCCACCCCGGCACAGACUCCCGAGGAGAGGGACGUGUGGAGGGAUGGGGGUAGAGCUGGAUGGAGGGAUGCAGGCAGAGAGGGUUGGAGGGAUGGACGAGAGAGCGGAGUAGUGCAGAGCUACAGUUUUGACUCCUACCAGUUGGAGGAGGAGGAGAUCAGCAAAGAUGCCCCGGAGAGGGGGGUUCUGGCACUGUCUGAGCCUGACUUUGAGGAGCCGAUCCCUGACGACCGUUACCAUGGCAUCUACUUUGCAAUGCUAUUGGCGGGAGUCGGCUUCCUGCUGCCCUACAACAGCUUCAUCACAGACGUAGACUACCUCCACCACAAGUUCAGAGGGACGUCCAUCGUGUUUGACAUGAGUCUGACGUAUAUCCUCGUGGCGCUUAUGGCUGUCCUCCUCAAUAACGUGCUGGUGGAGAGGCUCAGCAUGCACACCAGGAUCACAGUGGGCUACAUUUUAGCUUUGGGACCUCUGGUAUUUGUCAGUGUGUUUGAUGUCUGGUUAGCUAAAUUCACUACCAAUCAAGCUUAUGUCAUCAACCUGGUCUCAGUAGGAGUAGUUGCCUUUGGAUGUACAGUGCAGCAGUCCAGUUUCUAUGGUUACAUGGGGAUGCUACCUAAGAGGUACACACAAGGGGUGAUGACUGGAGAGAGCACUGCUGGAGUCAUCAUCUCUUUGUCUCGCAUCUUCACUAAGCUGCUGAUCCCAGACGAGAGGAGGAACACACUCAUCUUCUUCCUCAUCUCCAUCGGCAUGGAAAUGCUGUGCUUUCUUCUUCACCUGCUGGUGCGUCGCUCACGGUUCAUCCGCUAUUACACCAGCCGCACCCAAGGCAAAGUUCUGGACAAAGGCCACGACCCCCGUGGCAACUCUACUGGCUACAGGGUCCAUCAUGAUGUCACUGCAGAGGAGGUUAAAUUUGGGAAUGGUGCAAUGGGGCAGCCCACAACAGAAGAUGCCCUUGAGGACUUUGUUGGUGGGACAUAUGUUCGAUUUGAUGCCCCCAAAAUAAAAAUCAGAAGGACCUGGCCCGGUGUCCGAGACAUGAUUUUGCACCGUUACGUGGUGUCCCGUGUGAUCUGGGCCUACAUGCUGUCCAUAGCGGUGACCUACAGCAUCACCCUGUGCCUGUUCCCCGGCCUCGAGUCAGAAAUGAGGAAUGACACAUUAGGAGAGUGGCUGCCCAUCCUCAUCAUGGCCACAUUCAAUAUGUCUGACUUUGUUGGCAAGAUCCUGGCAGCCCUCCCCUACGACUGGUCUGGAGGCCGCCUGCUCUUUUUUUCAUGCCUGAGAGUGGUCUUCAUCCCUCUCUUCAUCAUGUGCGUGUACCCAGCACACGCGCCUACGUUGGCCCACCCUGCCUGGCCUUGUCUCUUCUCCCUGCUCAUGGGUGUCACCAACGGCUACUUUGGGUCUGUGCCUAUGAUUCAGGCUGCUGGCAAAGUGGCACCGGAACAGAGGGAACUCGCUGGGAACGUUAUGACGGUCUCUUACAUGACAGGCUUGAUGGUGGGCUCCGUUGUGGCGUACGCAGCUUACAGCUUCACCGCUCCACCAGAAACAGGCUUCUCCAGGGUCAACUUAGAUGUUAACAUUACCAGCAUUUGA